CCAAGCUAGGGUUUUCAGCAUAACACCCCCCACCCAAAAGAAAAAAGAAACGAGUUUUAGAGGAGGCACAGCAUAUCCGCAGAAGAACGGUAGUAUGAGAAGAAUUCGGAAGGAUCCGUUUGCGAGAGAGAAAAGAAAGCGAUACCGGCCGUCUAAGGCUGCUCGAGUUCGCACAUGUGUGCGUCACGGUAUUUGUAAGGGGUGGUUGGAUUCUCUCAAUCAGGACUGGCUUCAGUCUGUGCUGAAAACGCCAGAGCCGAAGUUGACUCGUAUAUAUCCUAGAGAGGACAAGGCUAACACUGCCAAGCUUCAGCGGACAUCAACGUUGGCCUCACAGUCGCUGCGAGCUUGUUCUUCUACCCGUAUGGAAAAACUUGACGACGACUUGAAGGGAUCUGAUGAUCAGGAUCAGACCACGCCUGACUCUGAUCAAUUUGAUACUCAGGAAAUGCAAAGUCAGAAAACAGGAAUACAAAGUUCCUACAAAGAAAAGUAUCUCGAAACCAAAGCUGAGCUAUCCAAGGCAAAAGAACAAAUUAAAGAGUUGCGCAAGAAAUACAAAGAUUAUCAGACCACUCUUCACUCUGAUAAAUUUGAUACUCAGGAGAAGUUGUCGUCUGACGAUAUUGCUACCACCUCAACCUCCAUGCCUCAGUCGCCUGAUACCAGAUUUGGUAUCACUUACCAACGUAGGAAGUCCGCAUAAGCAAAACAAGUUUAGUCUUAAGUUUUCCUUUAAAGUUUUAUGGCAAUUCAGUAUUUUCUUUUUCCUAAAUUCCGUCCAACACCAAACCCGUUAAUGUGUAAGCCUCUAGGUAGCACGUUGUUAUUGCUUGUGUCGGCGAGUUUCUAUGACUUGUUAACGUCACUUGCACUAUAUCUCUAAUAACACUAUUUGUGGUGUA
Camelina sativa (false flax) is the source of this 905-nucleotide messenger RNA. RefSeq lists its product as uncharacterized. The record is from RefSeq and is a predicted model, not a curated record. NCBI's taxonomy places the organism in Eukaryota, Viridiplantae, Streptophyta, Magnoliopsida, Brassicales, Brassicaceae.